AUGCACUUCCAGUCGCGUUUAUCCACAACCACCGUCCACGAACUCCUGGUCGCCGAUGACUGCGCCCUCAAUCCAACUACUGGAGGAGACAUGCAAAAGAGCAUGGGUCUCCUGUACGCGGCCUGCGACAACUUUGGCCUGAUCAUCACCGCGGAGAAGACGGCCGUCAUGCACCAACCGCCACCCAACACUGCCCAGAAUGCGCCGCAAAUCAGCGUGAACGGAACCCAACUGCAAGUGGUGGACAACUUCAUGUAUCUGGGCAGCACAUUCUCCCGCAGCACCAAAAUCGUCAAUAAAGCGGCCCGCCGGAUUCCCAAGGCCAGUCAAGCCUUCGGUCGUCUUUAAAACACAGUUUGGAAUCGUCAUGGUCUUCAACUCAUCACGAAAAUGAAAACGUAAAAGGCCGUCAUCCUACCGACGUUGCUGUAUGGAGCAGAGACCUGGACGGCGUACAUGAAGCAGGCACGCAGACUCAACUGCUUCCAUCUCAGUUGUCUUCUUCGAAUACUGAAGAUGAGGUGGCAGGACUGGAUCCCGACACGGAUGUGCUGGAGCGGACGGGAAUCUUCAGCAUCUACACUAUGCUAAGACAACUAAAACUAUGCUGGAGCGGCUAACCCUGUACGGAUGGGCGACGAGAGAUUGCCGAAACGAUUCUUCUAUAGAGAUGUCGUGACGGGUUCACGCCGACAAGAAGGUCACGUCCGGCGACACAAGGAUACUCGGAAAACCUCCGUGAAGGGUCUGCUGAUAACCCGGCAAACCGGGAAGACCUCGCCCGUGACCGAUCUACGUUGAGAAUAGUGGAGACUGGCGCAGCAAUCUUCGAAGCCAACCGCAUCAUCGCCGCCAAAACCAAACGCGAGAUCCGCAAAUCUCAACUGCCGCCGUCGCCGUCAAAUCCCAACUGCUUUCAACGUGUCCACGUUGUCAACGGACAUUCCGGGCGCCAAUUGAACUUGUUGGACACCUCUGGACCAAGUGCGACACCCGGACUGCACCAACCGAAGUUUCUCUGCCCACCUCCCCCUCAUCUCCCACGCCGUCAACUAACGUUGAUCGUCCUCCAGAACCAUCACUACCAUCAUCCUCCUCCUCCUCCACCACCAGCUGAAAGUUUGCCGCUGUGGCGUCUGCCAUGUCCACCAACACUACACACAAUCCGUACACACCAACAAUACCACCAUAAGCACCAAUGAUGAGGAACUGGUCAUAACCUGUCCUCAUUGCGAUCACGCCUUCACCUCACACAUCGGCCUGGCCGGUCAGCAGCGAAUUCAUCGCACAGAAGCUGGCGAAUCGGUGCCUGGAGCACCAACCUACACUCGUCGCAUUCGCCUCCACUGUCCACACAUGCGCAUCCACGAGAGCGGAAUAGACCGCAGCACCGACACGCCUGGACCAUCCAGCACACCCACCAUGACUAGCCCCGCCCACACUCCACCACCCAACGCGCCCACCGCCACCAGUUCCAUCACAGUCAGUACAUCGUGCACACCCACCAUGCUUAGUCCAACCCGCACCAUCGCCAUUGCCGAAGCUGAUACUGACACCACCUACUUCUCAUGUCCACACUGUCCCCGUAUAAUUACCUCACGCAUCGCCUGGUCGGUCACUUACGAAUCCAUAGGACAGACUGAUGAACCUGUGCCUGGAGCACCAACCACACUAGCUGCAUCCGCCUCCACUGUCCACAUUGCCCUCACCACAUAG
Spirometra erinaceieuropaei is the source of this 1716-nucleotide messenger RNA. Lineage: Eukaryota; Metazoa; Platyhelminthes; Cestoda; Diphyllobothriidea; Diphyllobothriidae. The record is from the annotation of a GenBank genome assembly.